Messenger RNA from Coturnix japonica (Japanese quail), 876 nucleotides. The record is from RefSeq and is a predicted model, not a curated record. NCBI's taxonomy places the organism in Eukaryota, Metazoa, Chordata, Aves, Galliformes, Phasianidae.
UUCUGUCCGGCCCAGCACAAACCAUGGACGGGCUGGGAGCAGCCGGGCACGUGUGUGCUGCGCUGAGUGAUGAGGAGCUGGAAGGAGGCAGUGAGAUCCAUGGGGCAGACGGGGCAGCAGGGCCCAGCGCUGUGCUGUGCUGCUCCGAGGGCUCCAGGAGCCGGGUGAUGAAGCGGAAGGUGCUGAGGCACAGACCCGACGGGGGGGUCGAGGUGUGCGACGAGUCGCUGAGCAGCGUGUUGCAGACCAUGGCCACGUGGAGGCUGACGCAGCAGGUGCUGGGCGCGGCUGACCCGUGUGACGGCGACACGGGGCUCGGCGGCUUCUACCGGCCGGACCCUCCGCCCCGACUCCAACGCGCCACGCGGGACUCGCCCCCGCUCCUGCUGCGGGUGCUGCAGAACCGCAGCCCUUUGUCGUCGCCCAGCGCAGCCCCGGCCCCGCAGCCCAAGUCGUUCAUCCCGCCCCGGCUGGACGCGCUGCUCCAGAGCCGCCACAAAACGGACCGUGUGGCCAAAUACCUGCAGUACAAACGGGACUGGGAGCGGUUCCCGGUGCCGGGCCAGGCCCCGCGCCACGAGCUGCGCUGCUGCGUGCGGUGCCGGCUGGGCCCCGAGCUGCACAACCCGCCCGGGAGAGCAGCGCGGUACCGGCCCAACGGGUACACGGCGCCCAGCGACAAGAAGCGCGCGGCGCUCACGUGGGGCGUCAGGUGCGACCUGGCCAGCGGCAUCGUGCCCCGGAAGAGCACGUCCCUGCUGUGACACCGGAACCGGUAACGGGCCGGAGCUCCGCAUUGAGACAGAGGGGUGAGGGGCGGAACCACUUAAUAGAGCGUGCACCAAGAGCCGUGUUAAUAAAGCCGAACCGAACCGC